Molecule: messenger RNA, 12863 nt
Organism: Planococcus citri (citrus mealybug)
Lineage: Eukaryota; Metazoa; Arthropoda; Insecta; Hemiptera; Pseudococcidae
Gene: Gad1
Product: glutamate decarboxylase
Exons: 11
Coding region: 249-1772 (507 amino acids)
Biological process (GO): GABA biosynthetic process
Cellular component (GO): cytoplasm
Molecular function (GO): pyridoxal phosphate binding; glutamate decarboxylase activity
Source: RefSeq, a predicted model, not a curated record
GGAGUAAAAACUUGCCAGAAUUGCGAUACGAGAGCGCUUUGCUUCGUCGAAAUAUACGUGCAAUAGUGCGAGGGCGGUUUUCCUGUUCAAACGAAAACGCAAAGUGAUUCUCCACCAUAUACACUGCAUUCGCCAUCAUUUCGACGCAACUUUUCAGUACGGUAGUUCACAGGUCGUACGUACUUCCACACUAAUUGCAAUUUUUUCAGGCUCAUUGCGUCAACUUGAUCGAAAGGUGACGUAACAAAAUGAGUCGUGAAUAUCAGCUUAGUAAUGCGGUCGCUAAUCUAAAAUACACGGAUAUCCUACCGCAUUGCGACCAAGGACUACCGGCUACUCGUGAAUUCCUACUCAAAGUGGUCGACAUAUUGUUGGAUUACGUGAAAAAUGUGAACGACAGGAAUGAAAAAGUAUUAAACUUUCGCCAUCCGGCCGACAUGAUGGCUUUACUCAAACUCGAGUUACCAGAUAAAGGAGUCACUUUGCAGGAGCUCAUCGGAGACUGCCACAUCGCGUUGAAACAUCAAGUGAAAACCGGACACCCGCACUUCUUCAACCAGCUCUCAUGCGGUUUAGAUUUGGUAUCGAUGGCUGGCGAAUGGCUCACAGCUACCGCUAAUACGAAUAUGUUUACUUAUGAAAUAGCACCUGUAUUCAUUCUAAUGGAAAGCGUAGUAUUGGCGAAAAUGCGAGAAAUCAUCGGAUGGGAACAAGGCGACUCUAUACUUGCUCCUGGUGGUUCCAUUUCCAACUUAUACGCAUUCUUGAGCGCACGCCACCGUAUGUUUCCAGGCUACAAGGAAAAAGGUUUAAAUUCCAUUAAAGGACAACUAGUCAUGUUCACGUCAUGCGAGUCACAUUACUCGGUGAAAACCUGCGCCUCGGUUGGUGGUUUAGGAACCGACCAUUGCAUCGAAGUACCCGCCGAUGACAGAGGUAAAAUGAUACCUUCAGAGCUUGAAAGACUAAUACUUGAAAAUAAGUCCAAAGGAAACAUUCCGUUCUUUGUGAGCGCCACCGCUGGCACAACCGUAUUCGGAGCCUUCGAUCCAAUUCACGAAAUCGCAGAUAUAUGCAAAAAGUAUAAACUAUGGUUACAUAUCGACGCUGCAUGGGGAGGCGGUCUGCUAUUCUCACGAAAAUACCGUCCCAAUCGCCUAGAUGGAAUCGAAAGAGCCGAUUCUGUCACAUGGAACCCACAUAAAUUAAUGGGUACGCUGCUCCAGUGCUCCACCGUCCAUUUCAAAGAUAAAUCGGUUUUGACCAGUUGUAAUACAAUGAGCGCGGAUUACUUAUUCAUGCAAGAUAAAUUAUACGACGUUCGUUACGAUACCGGAGAUAAAGUAAUUCAAUGUGGUCGUCACAAUGAUAUCUUCAAACUGUGGCUUCAGUGGAGAGCGAAAGGUACCGAAGGCUUCGAAAGGCACAUAGAUCAUUUAAUGGAACUUAGCGAAUAUAUGGUCAAGAAGAUGAAAACAAUGCCUGAAAAAUACUACCUGAUACUCGAACCUGAAAUGGUCAAUGUUAGCUUUUGGUAUGUUCCGAAACGUUUACGUACCAUGCCUCAUACUCCGGAACGAGUCAAGCUCUUGGGCGAGAUUACGCCAAAAUUAAAAGGUCGUAUGAUGGAAGCUGGCACCUUGAUGGUAGGAUACCAACCGCAAGGCGACUUACCUAAUUUCUUCCGCAACAUAAUCUCCAGCGCUGCGGUCAGACAAGAAGACAUUGACUUUUUACUCUCCGAACUGGAUCGUUUGGGUCAGGAUUUGUAACCUUUGUAAUCGCAGUUACCAUAACGUAUUACCCUUUUUCUUUUACUCCUAUAAUGAGAAAAAAAAAACAAACCAAAAAAAAAAAAACUCUAAGUUACUAUACAUAAUUUGGGUAGAUUAAUUAGUGGAAACAUUAUUUGUUGUUGUUUUGAUUUUUAAACUUAUUGUUGUUGAUUUUGAAUGUUAAAUUUGAUUCAUAAUUUAUAGGCUGUAUAACGUCAAUUUUAAGAAACGCUUUUUAAUUAUACCUACCUACCUAGCUUCACGCUACACUAACCGUUAUAUAGUAUAAAUCUAGUCAUGGCAACGAUAGUUUUUCCAAAAGAAAAAACGGUGAUAAAAAAUGUAUAUGGCCCCCAGGGUAACCACCUACAUUGAAAGUUGGUUUAGUAUAGAUUAACGUUUUUGAUUUUAAUUUGAGUUUUUUGUUUUUUAAACUAUAGUACGUUUAAGUCAACUUUUGUUUUGUAUAUCGGACUGAGGCCUUUUUUUUUGUUUUUCUAGCCGAAAAAAUUUAUGACCCGCGUGAUAAAAAAAUCUAACGAGAUGUGAUUCUUCGCCAAUGUGCAACGGUAAAGAGAGGCGAAAGAAAAAGUACGAGUACACUUUCGUAAGCCUUGCAGUUGCACAGGCUAAAAAAUCGAUUAUCAUCACAUAACGUGGUGCGCCAGUACAAUUAGCCCGCGUAAAUUAUGUAAGAUAAUGAUAUCCAAACUUUGCCACCGCACACCGCGCCGCCUCUUACCGUGUCCGCAUCAUCGUCAAUCUGAUAAUUUCUAUAAUAAUCGAGUUUCUUCAAAUUGUACAUAAUUUUUCGCCAUCAUCUACCAGUCCUAUUUCAUUCGUCGCAAUUUUCUCAACUCGACCGUAGCUUUGCACUAAUUUUUUUCUCCUCCAUUUCUAUUCGUACCAGUCGAUCGGUAAACAGCUGUACUCGGCAAGAAAUUUGAUUUUUUUCUUCAAGGAAUAUACAGGGUGUCCCAUCAAACAUUUGUCACCAUCAAAUUUCAGUAAACUAAUGAAUCUGAGGGAAGUAAAAAUAUAUUGAGCAUUCUGAGUGUCUUCAAAUAUAUUUGAGGGAGCAAAAGUUCGAAAAAUUUUCCAAAAAAAUAAUUUUUCACCCCUAAUUUUGACAAAAUGUCUCUAUAAGAUUACAUUCGAAUCCAUCUAAUGACAGCUGUACAUGGGACACCCUGUAUUCAAACACGAUAAUCGUGUGAAAAUUGCAUGUUUCUCCAAUACAUACGCAGCAGGUAGGUAAACGAUACUGGCCCGCGACUCUUCAACAUUCAGACCGACACGAUGAAAGUGAACGCGAAUAGAGCAGUAGAGCACAAUAAAUUUAAAGUUACUCGUGUUUGCCAUUUAAGCCCCGUUAUUUUCCGGUAAUUAAUAUCUAUCGACUUGGCAUUACACAGAUAUCCGUAGCUCGUUGCUGUUGGUCGACUCCGCAUCUCCGUUUUGGUUCUGUAAUUUUUUACUAAUAUCUUUAAUAUAUCAACUUCGCCUUCGUCACCGCGACGAUAUCCCGAUGCAUCAUCAUCAUUAUUAUUAUCACUGUCGUUCGCGUGUUGUACAUGGCAACAUUCUCUUUCAAUUUAAUAUCGCAAACAAAAUUUACAAAAGACAUACCCGAUCCGCAAAAAAGCUGCAUUCUCUUCGCAGAUUACCAAAAAACCUAUAUAUUGUCAACAUUCGUGUUGAAAAAAUACCUUAUCAAUCAAUACCCACACAAUCGCGACAGUACAUUGUUGAUCGGUAAGUAAUUACGCGAUUCCAUUCGAGAGUCGCGAAGCUCGUGUGUAUAUGAAAAAUUUCCUCACCAGAAGCCCAUAUGUAUGGGCGACGAUUACGAAAAAUCACCGUUAUAAGGGUCUUGGUGGAGCGGGUGCUGGCGUCGAGCACCGAGUGUAAUAAAUAAUAUAAAAUUCCAUUUCGCGUACGUCCAAGAUUCUUUUCAUUCUUUUUUUUUUUUACAUUGUACAUAUAAUUUACAGUACAUACGUACUUCCCUCAUGUACAUCAAUUAAAACGGAUUUCGACAUCUACGUCAUUACCCUGCCAAAUAUAUAGAUGAUUAAUAAAUAAGGAUAUCAUCAUCAUUAUCAUCAACACUCUUACUCUUUCGUUAACCAAUCAACAUUGAAAACGAAAUCGUGAAAAAAUUAUUGCACUAUAAAAUUGGUAUACCGAAGCCCAUCUACAGUCAAAAAUAUGUACAAGGAAGUGGUACAAUCCUUUCAAAUCAGCAGUAGCUUCAAAAUCUUCAGCCCAACACAAAAUUGCAACUUUUAUGAAAAAAAAAAUUAUUUCAGUGAACCUGGCGCCCCUCAUAGUGUGGCAGAAGAGGGGGAAAUACAAUUUUUCACAAUAAUUUCGUUACAUUUGACAAAUCAUUAUUUAUUUGAAAAAGAAAAAUUUUCAUAAUAUAUUUUUAUUCUCAGUUCGUUACUUGGAAAUAUAUUCAACUGCAUCUAUGAGGUACUCCAGCAUUCAAGCAACGCUUCAGUGAUCACUACUGAUUAAAGAGCCAUGAAGUACCUACCUCGGUUUUUCGCAGAACUGCAAAAAAUAUUAGCAAUACGCGGAAUUACCUACUUUCUUGUACAUAUUACAUUAUGUGUAAUGAUAUCAUUAUAAGCCCGUGUAAAAUACCCGAGUGUAAAUUUCAAAUUUAUUUAUGUAAAUUUUACCCAAAUAUGCGCAAUUUUACAAUAUUACUCAUAUUAUGUAGGAUUGUAGGUGAGCACUUUUCUGCACGUUAUGAUACUUACUGCACUUGAGCACAAAUUUUCUUAUGUACUCGUACAAAUAAUCAAACGUGGAAACGCAAGCGUAAGCGAUGAUGAUUUUAUUCAAGCGAAAAUUUUCGAAAAAAUUUUAUAUUCAAUUGAAAAAAAAAUUACGGCCUUUCGUUUGGCUAACUUUCCUGAAAUUUUUCAAAAACCUCAAUUUUUGGAAAAGGAGUGUUAAAAUUGUCAUCGCUCAUUGUUAUCAACCAAACCUAAUGAAAUCUUUAACUUUUCCAACAGAAAAAUUUCAAAAUGAUUCAAAUUUUCUCAAAAUUAAAAUACACAGAUCAUCUUUUCACGAAAAUGGAAGCUGAGCUUCCUUCAAAAUUCAAAGUUUCAGUAACGAAAGAAACUCAAAAAUAAUUCCUCAUUAAUUUCAUGAUUUUGGUAUUUAUUUUCGAUUAGUUGGGGUAAAAAUUUGAGAUUUGAAUGAAUUUUCAAAAUCCCAAAAAAAUGUUCCAAAGACAUUUUUGAGAAGGAGAAGAGGGAAGGGAUCGUCAAAAAUGGUAAACAUUUUCAGAAAUGGUUUUUGACUUGCAUUUUUCAAAAUUUUGAGGCAAUUUAUAGGUACUUCAUAAUCUUAUGUAGGGCAUCUGACGAUCUAGAGUUUUUGUUUGAAAAAUUAUUACUUUCUCACCACCUCUUUACAAAAUAUUAAGAGAUCCCAUUCAAUUCACCCCCCCCCCCAACAUCAAACUGCCUCAAAUGUGUUGCACGGCAACGAUGCUGCUAAUUCAUAAAAAACACCAGCAUUUUUUUUUCAAAAACUGACAAUUAUUGUGAUUUUUUAAAAAAAAUCACGUUUUACCCCAUUUUUUCACUUUUUCUCAUUGAAAUGUUGACUGGAUUCUCAAUGAAUAUCGGAUACUCUGUUGAUAUAAUUUUUUCAAAAUUGGUAACACUGUAUUUACGCUUGGGUUUCUCAUUUUUAAUGGACUUUUUGCACGUAGAUAGUUUAAUGCACUGUAGAAUAGGUGUGUAGAUUUGUAGUUAUUUAACACGUAAAGAUGCAAAAUACUAAUACAUUUCCCUCUGGAAAAAAAUCGACUAUCGUAUAGGUAUCGAUUUGAAUGGGGAAAGGAAGGGAUUACAAGUGGAGGUCAUUGAGGUAGAUUGCGAAAAAAAAAGGUCUGUGAAGGUCUUCAUUUCGAGUUGAACGUCACUUAGAAAAAAUUUCAGCUCCGGAAGUGCCCCUGAAGAGGAGAUAUGGGUUCUCAAAAUGGGAGCAUUUAGGUAUUGCCAACAAAAUCCAAAACCACUUUUUGGGAUCCAUAUACUGAAUGAUUGAAAAUUUGCACGUAACUUAUUUUUGGGUAAAUUCAUGGUUUGAAAAAAUUUUCUUCUCCAAUAUUUUGCAUUAAUCUUUGAAAAAUAUCGAGAGGUAUUAUUUUUGAAGCUAUAUCGAACAUUUGAAAACACAUCGACACCAAUUUUUAGGCUCAUGUUGCCAAUUUUGAAAAAUUCAGAAAAUUAGCCAAAAACUUGAGUGUCAAUUAUUUUUUGAGUUUUUAAAAUUGGCAAUAAAUGGUAUCUGUCGACGUUUUGAAAUAAUUAUUGCAUAAUAUGUAAGUACUUGAGAAAAAAAUAUUUUCAAAACACGAAUUCGCUGAAAAAUAAGUGGUUUACAAAUUUUCAACUCUUAUGUAUAUAGAAUCCUAUGGUCUUGGAUUUUGAUGAAAAUGGCAGGAAAUUGAUGCAAAAUUUCAAGUAUAAUAUUUUGGAACUCGGUCAUUCUUCUCAAAAGAGGUUGACUAGGGGCUGGGACGAAAAAAACCACAAUUUUUUUCAAUAAUGUCCCUUCUUUGAGGACUCAUAUCUCUCCUCUAGGAGCAAUUCCAGAGCUGAAAACUGGAUGACUUUCAAAUAAAAAUGAAAGUCUUCACCGAAUUUACUCGAAGUGCUCCGAAUUUUUUUUCGCGAUCCACCCAUUCAUGGUCUUAUUCAGUAAUUUUUACAAUCUUUUUCUUUUCAAUUUUUCGUCUUCAGGCUCCGGGGUAUCUCUAAUUUGCUGCACACCCAUUGAUUCGUUGAUGCACAGUCAACCUCGUCUCGAAUUUAAAAUCGAAACUUGCGGACAGGGCUGUUAAAUUACCGUAAUUUAUUCGUUGGUAAAAUACGGCGGUAAAAUACGGUAUUUUACCGUAUUUAUGCUAUUUUACUAAUUUGGAUAAUAUGAAGAGUUAUUUUUUGUAGUUUGACUUCGAAGUUCUGAACUUCUGACCUGCCUCUGAAGUAAAUUUUCAUCUGUUUUAGGUGUUAUUAAAGAUUAUAGAAAAUUUUCCAUGGGCAUUUUUUGGAAAUUUAUGAAGAAAAUUUUUGGCAACUUUCAAAUCAUAAAUUUCCAUGGAAAUUUGGAAAUUUAUGAAGGAAAGAUGGAAAAAAGUGUUAAUUUGGCUUUUUGGUAAAUUAUGGUAAAAUACGGUAAAAUACCGCCGUAAUUUACCAACAUAAAUUACCUUACAGCCCUGCUUGCGGAACCAAUUCAUGGGUUCUGAAAAUUUGAAAUGGUUGAUACCCAAAUCCCUUUUGUUCAACUGAAAUUCGAACGAACAACAAAUUGUUCUCAAUAGAGAUACAUUCGCAUAUCCAUUGAUACCCUAUUUUGCAUCUUUACAUCAUUAAUUCGCACUUAAAGUUAAUUUCACCUAUAUAUUUAAGAGGCACAAAAUGCACAAUUUCGCACCUCUGCACGAUGAAACGUUCGCACUUUCGCACUAAUUGCACCUCGUCACUCACUGCACAUAUUCACAAACUUAUCUAUACUUAUUUAAUUUACCAAAUAUCAAAUAUGUACAUAAUUUUUCAACGACAUAUACAAGUUAUUUUAAGUAAUUACUAUACCAUUAUAAGAUGACUGUACAAGCGCACAGCGAUGGGCUUCGGUAGCUAAAUCCGUUCUCGACCCAAUUCUAAAAUUGUAUCCUAUCCGAGUACCUGCCAGAAGCAUUCGUCACCGCGGUUCAUCUAGCUGACGUAACCCGCGAAGAUUACCUCUAAUUCUGCGCUCAUAAUCGUUACAAAUCUUCGUGUCAAUUUUUCCGGCCAAGGCGUAACUUUGUAAAUUACAACGUUCCUCUCGCUCUCGUUCUCAUUCUCAUUCUCGUUCUGCAAACAUCUACUCUACUCUCAACUUGGCUCGGUACAUAAAUUCAUUCUAGGCUCAUUUUCAUCGCUAUAAAUCGCCUCCUGCACGAAGAUGAUUAAAUUUUAAAUUCGUACACCGUUUCGACACCACGACGAAAGUAUUAACCGAAUUACAAAGCCAAAGAUGUCAUAACCCAAGACUACGCCAUCCCCACUCCCCAGUCCAUCGUCUUCAUCAUGCUGAGCUGCUGUAAUAAGCUGCUUCAUCUCUUCUCUAUAUAUGCAUAGAUCUUAUCUCACGAUUCGCGCACAUCAUAAAGACUAUAAAAUCGGAAGUAGAUACCUGAGGCUACGAAAUAUGCAGAUCUCUACGGUACACCGAGGUGACAAAACAUGCGACUCGGGAAGCAACAAACUAUACAGUUACCGUUUUAGUCAAUUUGUUAAUAAGCUUUCUCACGUCGACCAUUUUUUUCACUCUGUCGUAAAAGUUCACGCAGUGUCGGAAGUGUACCUAUAAACAUUUAAUAUAAUAUACUCGACUCGUACAGUUAUACUACAAUGUAACACGUAACCGUAAAUCUCCGCCUCUCGCUUUCCUCAUGUGGCUCCCGAACGGUGGCAAAGGCGAAGCGACCAAAUUACCAUGUAAAUAACGACGUUUAAUAUCGAUUAAUCGCCCAUUUAAUUAACUCGAAAAUCAGCCUUAUUAGAAUAACGCGUUUUUCGUACGAGAGAUAAGAAAAAAAAUACCCAUUUCUCUCUAUUUUCGCAUGCUGCUGCGGUCCGAUCACCACCAAAUCGUGCUGUAUUUCACAUCAAUACUAACACGACAUUGCUUAGCUACUUUCGAAGCGACGAAUCUUCUCUUCUCUCUUAUACCUCUUAGCUCCCAUCUCGAUUGUACGAAAACCUGGCUACUUAAUAUUCUACCAUUACCGUUAAACGCUAUGUCAUCAACCAAGUUACCAAAUUUUACCAAUUUCUGAUGAUAUCUUAUAUUUACCUACGUAUCUCUUUAUAAUAAUACGCAGAUGGAAAAAAACAUCACAGCUGGAAUACCUAUCUAUGUAAAUUAUAUAACACGUACCAUACCAGCUUUUUUUAGUUUUACCCAUCUUAACAAAUAGUUACCACGUUUACUCGCGACAGUCUUGUCUACGAGAACGAAAAACAAACAAAAAUUCAACCAAAACUUCCAUAAAGCGAAGUACUUUACUUAUACUGUUCGUUUUUCGCGCUCCUGUUUCAAUUAAAAAUUGACAGGUAUGAUUAAUUAACCUUAAGCCUGAUUAAUAUACCGAUUAAUGCGUCCAAUUAAAUUGGAUCAUUAAAUUAUGAUUUGAAGGAAAAAGAAAAAACAGACAUACGUCUACAUAAAACAACGUAUAUUCUGUACGUCCUUCUUUACAUGUAUAUCUACUGUAACUCCGAGAUGUUUAUUGUCUUCUCUUUACUUUUCUCAAUCCCCAUCCCUCUCCACCACAUCCGAAUCGUUACGUAAAAUUUUAAUAAUUAUUAAUAUAAUGUGGUUCGCAAAGAUAAAUGAGUAGGUAAAAAAAAACACUAGUAAUCGAGCUAUUAUACCGUGUGUGCCUUUUUUUGCAUCAAAGCGAUUGUCACUUUUUUUUGUGAAGCGUCAUGUUCUUCAUGGAACUAGCCAGAGUUCAGCGUACUGUGAAUUAUCUGCGAUAGAUGGAUUUCGAUUAAACGGAGUCGUACGUGUCUGUGGCUAGAUUCAGUCGGCGAUAAUUACGGAAUUUAAAUCAUUCCAUCAUUUUAUAUCUUUAGUUAUGCUUUAUAGUUGGUAUACUAUACUUGUUAGGUAAUACGUAUCAUAUGAGAAAGAGAUUCGUGUCCAUAAUUUGCCUACAUGGCUACUUUAAGGGGGUCGGAAAAUAUGGCCUUGGGAUAAGGAGUCUGAUUGACAUUGCUAUAUGAGAUUAAUUUUGAGACUAAUUAAAAGAAAAGAACGGUGCUUCUAUCGUGAUGAAUCUGGAGCAGAAAUUGAUAACCCUGAAAGAUUAAAAAAAGGGAGAAAGAAAAACCAUCUCGAUAUUUUCAAUCAAUGAUUCGGGUAAAUGCAGCCACAAAGAGGGAAAUUUUACUUGCGUUUUUUCUACGUAAAAAGAUCCAAGAAAUCUCGAAUUUGUCAUUUAAUUAUUUUUCCAAAAUUUGAUUAUGUAAGAAGUUGGAGGGGGAGAGAAAACGGUGCACAAAGAUCCGAUGAAAAAUUUGGUCAGAAAAAUACAAAAAAAUGACCGACCUUUGAACGACUUUUUUCAGCAGGUUUAAAAUUCUACUUUCACAAUAUUUUUUCAUAACUGAGCAUUUUCGCAAUAUUUGGCUAUAUUUUCAGAAUGUUUCUUCAAUUUUCAGUCCAACUUCCCGUGAUUGGGAGGUCAAUUCAACAAUAAUUUUUAUAUUACCUAUUUUCUGUUUUUUUUUUUUUUUUUUUUACAAAUCAUCAUUCAAUUUGUAUAUUUGAUCAAUUUUUGAAUGACUUUUGAUGACCUUGUAAACACCUUCAAUUUUACAUAUCAAAAUGUGGAUUUUUGAGGGUGCAGCGUUCAUUUUUGAAGACCGUUUGAACCCAAACCACAACAUUAGCUCCACAGACGAGAACUAAAGAACCAAAAGUUUCGAAAAAUGCAGCAUAAUAAUUGGUAUCAAAAUGUGGAUUUUUCAGGGCUCAGAAUUGAUUUUUGAGGAUCAUAUGACCCCUGGUUAUUUUAUAUCUGAGGGGAAAAUGAUUGAUAAUUGAUCAAGAUUGAAAAAUCGAUUAAUCGAAUCCCAAAACUCGAUUUAUUCGCGAUUUUCGAUUCUGUGCAAUCGAUUAUGUUCGAAGUAAAAAAAAUAAUUUUUGCCUCAGUAGGGGGGAGGGGUUAGAUUUGGUUUCUGAGGUUGAUGUUUUUUAUUAGGGAGAUGAAUUUUUGUAUUUCAGAGGGUUCGUCAGGGACAAUAGGUGGGUUUUCUUCUAUCUGAUUGACCAUGUUUGAAAUGAAAAAAUAAAUUUUAUCCUCAAAAAUAAAGGGAACUCGAUUAAUCGAACCACAAAAAUCGAUUUAUUUGUAACUUUCGAUUCAAUAUAUGAUCGAUCAUGUUUGAAAUUAAAAAUUAAUUUUACCUUCAGAAAUAGGUAGAUUUGUUUCGUUAUUCACUAUCAAUAUUUUUGAAUUUCGCACCAAUUCCAUUAUGAGAGUUAUUUUUGGCUUCGGGGCAAAUAGUGAUGAAAUUGAAGCGUCUUCAAUAACUCUAUAGUUAUUCGAUUCUCAAUUUGUAUUUUUCAAAAAAUUUCAGUUUGGGCCCCCUUUCAUUUGCGAGGUUAUUUUUGGCCUACGACGAUAUAUUUUGAAGAAUUUGAAAGUUUGUUGACUCAUAAGGAGUUCAAAAAGUUUCAUUGUGAGAAAUUCAAAUGAAAAAAUCACGAAGCAAGGUGCAUACAAAAUCUGCCAAAUUGGAUUUUUUGACUUUUUUCUCUAAAUUUUUCAGCUUUAAAAAAGCCCCUCUCCCCUUCCAAAAAAAAGUUUUUUAGAGUAAAAAAAAAAUCAAAAAUCCACCAAGACGAAAUCAUUUUUAAUUUAUUUUUACGUCUGCAACAAAUUUUUCGACCAAUCAACCAAUUUGAACAAAGUUAUUUUCAAAAAUUAUUCGAAAAAGUUAUGAGGUUUUAAACGAAAAAUUAACCCAUUUUCGCCUUUAAAUCUUCUCAUUUUGUUCGAGAAAAAGGAAGCCGAAGAAGGAGGGAGUGGGGGGAGGGUAAAUUCUGAUUUCUGCAUAAAUUUUGAAGAAACAAUAAAUUCAUUUUUCCCAAAACGAUAACUACUCUUCAGUUAUAGAGACACCGCUGCCUUCUUCCAAUGAAAAAGUGUUCAAUAUUUUGCAUUUUUUAAAGUAUUCCUUUCUCUUGAAUUUUUUCAAUGUUUCAAGGUUAUAUUAUAUUUUUUUGAAAUUGAUCCAAAUUUCAGUAUUAGGCAGGAAAUGUCGUAAUUUAAUCAUUUUUAGAUUAUUAAAUGCCAUCUGCAGAGCCAAAAAAAUUUACACCAGCUAUACAUUGAGGGGCUGGGCUCCCUCAAACAAAUCUUGAAACUUUUUUUUUUCAAAAACUUCUAAUAAUUUUAAGUUUGCAACAACAAAUUUCGAAUUUAUCAAUUUGAUUAAAUAAUUCACCAGCUAAUUAGAACAUUUUUGAAAAAAUCAAAUCUCAAACAAAAAUCGCAAAAAUUGGAUGAUUAUUUUUUCGCGCCAAAAUUGUUUCUCAAGCAUCCGGAAAAGAAAAGGAAGGUCGUCUGGAUCCUAAGGAAUAUAGAGAAUGAAACCUCCAUUUAUUUUCCAACCAACCCAAUUAUGUACAUCGAUAUACGAAGCCUAUUUUCUUCAUUCGAUCUGAGCCUAACACAACACUACAUCCAUCGCAGAUAUGUACCACAAGGAUACGCGUCUUCAUCGAUCUCUCGAUCCUCAUCCUUCGUUUAAUUUUUCACUUCCAUUAUUCAACCAUCUCAAUCUCACUCGUUCGCUCAAAUUCGUACCCAAGUAGCAGUCAUUAUUUUCGGAAUCAUUACCCGAAACAUCACGAACUCGCCAAACAAUACGCAGACGUACGUAAUGUACCUAAACCGAUGUGGGUACAAUACCAUACUGCAGCACAUGGAAAAAAAAUUUUCAACUGUAAUUUCAUGACUCACAAGCAUGAUAUCAGUUCACGGUAAUCACAUCACGGAGCCGUAAUAACGCGGAAUUUCACUAUAGCUGCUCUUUGAAAAGUUACAGAGGUAUAAAAAAACCUCUUACAUCUGUGUAUAGAUAGAUAUGUGCAUCGGAAAGUUUGAUUCCAUGAUCAUUAUACGUUGAUAAUACCACCAUGUGAUCGAAUUCAUUAUAUCGAGUGAACGGGUGAGAUUGCGUGAUGAUGAGAAAAAAAACAGGACUAGGAAGAGGAGGGAGGGUAGGGGAUAGAAUCAAAUGCUCGAUUAUACAGAUCAUCUCACUUCCUAAUUUUAAUUCAAUUAAUCCUCAUUUUCAUUCAUCAAUUUAUCUAUAAAACGCGGCAUAAAAUAGAUACCUAUAACUUAUACACGUACGGAAUCAACGGUAAGCAAUACAUAAUGUCAAUGUAUAAUUGUUGAAAAAUUUUGUGUUUUUAUUGUUUAUUAUUUUAAUCCAUUAUGUAUAACAUUAUUGUGUUUAUUGGUAAUAAAAAAAUUAUGUGAAA